AUGAAGACGGCAGUUAGGACUCGACCGCCAAAUUCGUGGCUAGUCUGUGCUGUCCUCCUCCGCGACCUAUUCGUGACAAUCCUACUCUCUUGCCUCAUCACCGUCGGUCUCCUACAUUGCAUCUGGCUGUACCUCAGCCUCUUCUUCCCCCUGGCAUUGCCCACCCCGACUCCCUGUGAACUCGCAUCAUCCCAGACAAUAUUAUCACGACUCGUUUUGCCCCUGGCAGUCACCGUCGACCUCGCUCCCCUGCAGAGCGCCAUCGCCUCGUUGACCUACGCUGAUGUUUUGAGGGUCACAACUGGAUUCACGUUGGUCAUCUUCGCGGCCGUCGAACUGGCCGCUUUUCUUCGUAACGACCAAACAACUCAUCCGAUUACGGAUGUAGAGUAUGGAGCGAAAGCACAUUGGACCACUGAAAAACUCCCUCCGGAGAAACCAUACAUCGUCCUCGACUUGGAUCACUGA
This is a messenger RNA of Mycena indigotica, 468 nucleotides long. RefSeq lists its product as uncharacterized. The transcript has a single exon. Lineage: Eukaryota; Fungi; Basidiomycota; Agaricomycetes; Agaricales; Mycenaceae. The record is from RefSeq and is a predicted model, not a curated record. The coding region runs from base 1 to 468 and encodes 155 amino acids.